UGACAUCAGUUCCUUUAAUGGGAGCCUGGGCGGAGCUUUUUUGUUUGCAAAGUAUAGCCCAAGAGUAGAGUGAGUAGCAUUUGAAAGAGGGAGACAGAGAGAAGAAGCAGAGCUGUUUGCAGGGAGAAGGGAAGAAAGCAUGAGUACAAACUCAAAUGUGUCGAGCAUGCAGAGGAUGGUGGAGCAACUGAAGUUUGAGGCAGGGAUCGAGAGGAUGAAGGUUUCGCAAGCUGCCACUGAACUCCAACAAUAUUGUGUCCAGAAUGCCUGCAAAGAUGCACUGUUGGUAGGAUUACCUGCAGGAAGCAACCCCUUCAGAGAACCUAGGUCCUGCUCUCUUCUCUAAAACCAGGAAAUUGGACACCUUUGGAAGAAAUCCGACUAUGACUAAUGCUGCCUCUUUAUGAAGAAUGUUUUUCCUGUGCUGUUACUUUUCUUUGCCAAAAUGUUUUCUGUAUUUAUUAGCACCUUUAUAACAGUUUCCUACUAAUCUGGCAGUAUUCAACCUUCUGGGGAAAAUAGAAUUUUUUAUUAGCAAGCUAAGGGAAGUGGGCAAGUUGCUGACAUGAAAAUUCUUUAUUUUCAAUCUGUAGUAAGCUUGCCAUUGGUUUAAGGGCAAAUGGUUGAUUGUGUGCAGAAGUCCUGGGAUUUGAGUGUAACUUAAAACUAAACAAAGAAAAUUGUGCCUGCAUUUAAUAUCUCCCUCGUUGUUUCCGAUAAAUGAAAUAACCUAUGUCUGUAGUAAGUUACAGGUUAAUAAGUCAAAUAGUUGAUGGGUUCUUGGAGGAAGGGCUGUUGUCAGUGAUGAUGAUGGGACCCACUACACCUUGGUUUUAAAAUGAGAAUCCCAGAUGAAUUAUUAGGAGUGAAAUAACCCUGAUAAAUCUAGCACCAAACCUGCAAUAUUUUAGUGUAUAUCUGUUUAACAUGUUUAAUUUUGAUUUUAAAAAGGAAGUGAAUUUUUUUAAAUAAAGUAAAAUGAAGCCAUUCAUUGGGUGCAUUGACUGGUUGGACAGUGCAGCACUGUUGAGCGCACUUCACGCAUGUUACCCUCUUAUUUUUACUGCCAUGGAGAAAGAUCACAAGUCACAGACACAGCUUAGACCUUUACAUUAUUAGCUCUAUAGGUUACCAAAAGAAAAAUCAAUUACGAAAUGAGAAAUGCUUGAAUAUUAUUCACAAAAUCAUCCCAAAGAAUUGCAAACAGCUUUUCAAGAUGCUGUGACAUGAUUGGGAAUCAACAGCCACUAACAUUUUCCAUUCAUUUUUAAUUGUAACUGUUGCCACUGUUAUGUAGCACAUUUGUAUGGUUUCAUUAAAUUUAUUUUGAAAGAUAAUUUUUAAAAAUGUCUAAUGUGAUGUGGUGUGAAAUGAAUAGCUGGUGGAUCAAUCUGGUCACAAAAAUACUGAAAUCCAUUUCAAAUGUUAUUUGAAGUUCAGCCUUGGACAUUGUGCUGUUCUGGCACCAAUUUCAUAUCAGGUUUACAGCCUCAACCAGUCAAAAUUGUGAGUUUUGGUGCAUGAUACGCCAGGACAGGCCUAAUUUAAAUCAUUUAAACCUGCUGAGUAUAUGUAACCUAAAACAUUUAGUAAUGCAUGCCAAUUUAACAAUUAAAUAUGUUUAUUCCAUAUUUAAGGUAAUAUAAUUUGGAAUUACACAAAGCAUUCAGUGGUUUAAUGAAUUUCUCUUGGUAAUAAUCUGUUUAAGUAUUUGAAUUGUUACAUGUAACAAAUGCAUGACUUUGAAAAGUCUUUGUGAAGUUAUUAAAAGUAAGUAUCCCUGAAA
Messenger RNA from Carcharodon carcharias (great white shark), 1786 nucleotides. It is a transcript of the gene gng10, whose product is annotated as guanine nucleotide binding protein (G protein), gamma 10. The coding region runs from base 140 to 346 and encodes 68 amino acids. NCBI's taxonomy places the organism in Eukaryota, Metazoa, Chordata, Chondrichthyes, Lamniformes, Lamnidae. Gene Ontology annotation, biological process: G protein-coupled receptor signaling pathway. The record is from RefSeq and is a predicted model, not a curated record. Gene Ontology annotation, cellular component: heterotrimeric G-protein complex. Gene Ontology annotation, molecular function: G-protein beta-subunit binding. The transcript is spliced from 3 exons.